Messenger RNA from Symbiodinium necroappetens, 1167 nucleotides. NCBI's taxonomy places the organism in Eukaryota, Dinophyceae, Suessiales, Symbiodiniaceae. The record is from the annotation of a GenBank genome assembly.
AUGCAGGCGGCCGUGCGCCGCUACCUGUCACUUCUGCGCCAGAAUCCGGAUGUUCCUGCGAAUCCACACCACGUGGCCGUACUCAGCGGAGCACUUGUCGAGGCCGGCCUCCACAGCAAUCAAGUUCUGGAUGCUCUCUUCCAUGCGCUUCUUCCCGAGCAUGGCGGUGCGCCCGCAGAGGGGCGAGUAGAAGCCGCCAUCCGGGAGAGUGCGGCCAGGAGGGAGAACCUUCACCAGCUAGCCGACGCUGCUGCUGGCCUCCUUGCUUGCCUGGAUCGGCCUAGCAGCCGAAAGCAACCUGAACGCUGCGAGCAGCGGGAGAUGCUGCAGCGUGCCUGGAGGAUGUCGCUGGAAGCUCUGAGCCAUCAGGAGGGAUGCAGGGUGAUGUUCUGCGGCCGCGGCGAGCAGGUCGGUGAGCAGAUUGCCAAGGAGCUUGGCGACACAUGCAGCUUCACAAAGUGUGACGUAAAUGUCGAAGCAGAGAUCAAGAACGUCAUAGACAAGACCGUAGAAAAGUGGGGCAAGCUGGACAUCCUUUUCAACAAUGCCGGUGGGCCCGUCGGACCCUUUCGAGUGGACCAAAUCAAAAAAGAGCAUCUAGAUGCCAACUUCAGCUUGAACUUUAACUCCAUGGUGAUGGCCACAAAGUUUGCACUGCCACAUCUCGUCAAGCAGCCGACUUCCUCCAUCAUCAACAACAGCUCUAUCGCUGCGAAGAAAGCAGGUUUUGGAGACCCUCUCUACAGUGCAUGCAAAGGUGCCAUGGACGCUUAUAGCCGAGUAGCUGCCAUGCAACUCGCACCUCGGGGCGUGCGCGUCAACUGCGUCUCACCCGGUGCCACUGCGACGCCAAUCUUCUGGAGCGGCUCGCCUGGCUCAGCGCGAGGUGCCACGCUUACGGCAGAGGAGAAUGCCAAGAAGCAGCAGAAGGUGGAGGCCAACAUCAUUAAUAAUUGUGCAUCUCUCCGUGUCGGCCGUGCAGGCACAGGUCUUGACAUCGCCCGGGCCGCAUGCUUCCUAGCAUCCGACGACAGCAUCUGGAUUACCGGGCAGGAUCUAGUUAUCGAUGGCGGCAUGACCACCUUUGAUGCACCAAACAAAGCCUGGAUGGCAGAUCCCAACCCAGUGGACCCUGUGCCUUUAAGGCACAAACUCUCCAAGCUUUAA